CCUAACCUCAAAUAAAGUUGGUUGUCAAAUUUGACAUAUUUUUUAAAAAGGUGUUUUAUUUUAGCUAAAAAAUGACCCACAAGGAGGAUUUAUCAGAUAUAAAUAAGUUAAUAAGUGAUAUUAAGCAAAAAAAAUUAAUAACUUCUUAUGAAAUAGCUCUUAAAACUGAAGAAAUUGUAGAAGCCUUGAUUUCUAAAAGGAAUUGGAAACAUGCAGAUGAAUUAAUGGAUUUGAUUAAACUUUGUAUAAAAUUCUGUACAGAAUGUUUGCCACAAGAAGCCACUGCCACAAACAUAAUGAGGCACAUUUUAAAAGUAAUAAGGGAAGAAUUUGAAGUAGUUAGCAAGAAAAAAACUGAAAUUCAAUCCUUGCAUCAAUUAGUAACAGCAAAUCCCAAUGAUGUGUUGGAUUAUACAACUCCCCUGAAAGAUUUAAAAAUGAGUUUAUUAGACCAUUUGUCUGAGUAUAAAGUAGAAUUAGAAACAAGUACUGACAAUAUUGCCACACAAGCGGCAGAACAUAUUCAUACAAAUGAAAUUAUUUUAACUGUGGGUAAAUCAAAUUUAGUUGAGAAGUUUUUGAAGAAUGCUGCUAAAAAGAGGUCUAUAAAUGUUAUUGUUUUGGAGCAGGCUCCAUUAUACCAGGGACAUGAAAUGGCGGCUCGUCUAGCAAAAGCCAACAUUCAAACAACAAUAAUCCCCGACUCGGCUGUAUUUGCAAUGAUGUCAAGAGUAAACAAAGUAAUCAUUGGUACCCAUACAGUAUUAGCUAAUGGAGGCCUAAGAGCUGCAAGUGGAGUACACAGCAUAGCUUUAGCUGCUAAACGCUAUUCUGUACCGGUUAUGGUGUUAUCUCACAUGUACAAAUUUUCACCAAUUUAUUCAGCUUCACACAAACAAGAAGCUUUUAAUGUUAUGGCAUCUCCAGCGAACGUUUUGCCAUAUUCAAGUGGACCUAUUUUGAAUAAGGUGCAAGUACUGAACCCUGUUUUUGAUUAUGUGCCCCCGGAGCUGGUAACUUUAUUCAUUUCUCAUCAAGGUGGAAAUGCUCCUUCAUAUGUUUACCGAUUGCUCUCGGAAUUGUAUCAUCAAGAUGACUAUUAUUUGUAAAUAUUGUAUUAAAAUUGAAACUAUAUAAUUGUACACAAAACUUUUAUUAAAUAUUCUUAAAUACACACAGUUUUAUUUAUUUACUUAUUUAUAUGGGCUUAAUUUUAAAGUGGAGUCCAAUUAAUGAAAAAACCAGGCAUUUUAAAUCCUGAACCAAGUAGUAGAAACAUCUUAAUCCUUCAGGAUCUUUGGAUUGACUAACAUCAACCAAAGACCCUGUUUUGGAGGUGGUGAAAGAAAUGUGUUCAUCGUUAAUCACAAUUUCCAACUCUUGCCUUCCAAUCCUGUCUGGUGGUGGCCAUAAAGAAUCGUCUUCUUGCAUUAUUUCGGAAUCCACAAUAAUACGUUUUAAUUCUUCCAUUACGCAGUUGUGCGCGUAAACUUCUUUGCGGAUCAUCGUAUCAUUUUUGUAGUUGGAAUUGUUUGCGUACCUCAAUUUGCCAUCGGGACGAAAUUCGAACUCCAAAAACUCGUGGCCGAACUUUCCCUUGUGUCCGACGUAGUAACGAAUAUAAAAAUCUGCGGACAUUUUGCCUUUUAAACUAAUUUGGAACGAAAGAAAGCAAUUGAUCACGUCAACAAUUAAAACGGUAUUUUUAAGGUUAGUUUGGACAGGGACAGU
This is a messenger RNA of Brassicogethes aeneus, 1731 nucleotides long. The record is from the annotation of a GenBank genome assembly. NCBI's taxonomy places the organism in Eukaryota, Metazoa, Arthropoda, Insecta, Coleoptera, Nitidulidae.